Messenger RNA from Pecten maximus, 1200 nucleotides. Its product is annotated as low-density lipoprotein receptor-related protein 5-like. The annotation marks the transcript as partial. The transcript has 5 exons. The record is from RefSeq and is a predicted model, not a curated record. NCBI's taxonomy places the organism in Eukaryota, Metazoa, Mollusca, Bivalvia, Pectinida, Pectinidae.
AAUCGUCCAUCCUCGUAUCUGUUGAGGGCACUUCCCUUAGUGGAAUAUACAUUUACAAGGGCGAUAGUACCAGCGUCACGAAGACAUCUCCAUAUAAUUUCACCAGCUUGGGAUCAAGUAAUGUUCAGAUCAGGAGCAUGGAUGUUAAUGUAGCCAAUGGAUCCAUCUACUUCUUUGACAGAAUUUCUCGAUGCAUAUAUCGUUUGCAUUCAGUCAAUGUCGAAAAUGUCCACUGCGGAAUUUCAAGCUCAGUAUUCACCUCGAUAGCGUAUGAUUGGGUAAGUGGAAACAUGUACUGGACAGACGGCUUGUUUAACUGGAUAGCGGUCCAGCCUGUUGAUGCAACUGACAAGAGCAUGUUCAGAGUCAUAAUCCAGGAUGAUAUAGAAAAUCCAAGAGCCAUUGCUGUGGAUGGUGUAGCAGGAUAUGUUUUUUGGUUUGAUAUAUCACCAUCUGGCUACCGGAUAGAACGAUCAUUGCUUGAUGGAACCUCCCGAACCCCAAUCAUCACUACUAGCUUGUUGAACGUACAAGAUAUUGAAAUAGACCCGAUCGCCAGGAGGCUUUACUGGACAGACGACUGGAGAUAUGCCAUUGAAUUUUCACUGUAUGACGGAACGGACCGUAAAGUUUUGUACAAACAGUUGAAUAUCAACUUUCGAUCCAUUACAGUAGAUACGAAUCAUGUGUGUACGACUCUCUAUAGCAUUGAUGGGUGGUAUUGUUUUUCCAAAUCAACCGGAAGCAUUACUUUUUCUCGCUCCAGCGAGUUUUCUUUAACGGACCCAGUCAUAAUUACCAUUUCUAAGGAAGAUAUGAGGCCUCGUGUGACUGGUAGUUGCUCGACAUUGGGAUGUGAACACUUUUGUGUAAAUCUCCAACCAAGUGGUAAAUGUAUGUGUAAGGAGGGAUACACGCUGGAUACAGACGGAUUACACUGUACAGAAAACCAUCCGCUUUAUAGUAAAGCAUUUGUGGUUUCCAACGACACCCACAUAUGUAUGAUGAGUUUCCGUGCAGUAUCAGGCUACAAUGAUCCUCUUCGAUGCGUUGGUAACGUUGUACAAGGUUGUCAGCUUCUGACUGUCGACACCAGUAACAAACUUAUCUACUACGUGGACACGACAUCAAACUUCAUCAGAGAGUACAAUAUGGCUACAGACACAAGCCGCCAGAUCACAACAGCCAAUACUGUGUCCG